AUAAAAGGCGCCCACCGACUGCCGCUGUCGCUCAACGCGAGAGUGUCCAGUGAAAGUCGUCGUCCACUCACCGGAGGUCUACCUGUUCUUCGCAUAACCCCCCCGCUAUAAGUCCCCAUAUCGCACGUCGCGAGCCAUUCGAACCCAGUUGUUGGUGGUGUUUGCAUCCGGACGUCCCGUCGAUACACCUUCAACCCGGCAACGGACUUAGUGUGACUUCCGAAGACGUCGGUGAAAAACGAGGGGAAAAAAAAAAGCAGCAAAAGAUUCACGCACUCCGCAAGAAGAGAGGAAAUAUCCUUAGGGAUUUAACUACCUGAGUCAUCGUUCAAAUAAGCAACCGCAAAGCCAAGAUGAAGACCACCCUGAUCGCCUUUGGUGCCCUCUGCCUAGCUGUCGCGAUAGCUAUUCCAAAGGAGUCGCCCAAACGCUCCAAGCGGGCCGCGUACGAGCUCCCAGACGGCUCCGAGCUGAUCGUCGGUAGCUACCAGACGAGCUUCAGCUGCGCGGGCCUGCGGUACGGCUACUACGCCGACACGGACAACGAGUGCAAGAUCUUCCACAUCUGCCACCCGGUCGUGCUCGCCGACGGCAGUGAGCAGAUGUACCACUGGAGCUUCUUCUGCGGCAACCAGACCGUGUUCAACCAGCUGACGCUCACCUGCUCCUUCCCGGAAGAGGCGGUGCCGUGCCAGAACGCCCGGGACUUCUACUACGUCAACGACAACAUCGGCGUCGAGGACGCUCCUUUCCUCACCGACGAUGACGUGUCCAGGGGACAGUCCCUGUAUCCGGGUUACGGCGCUAGGCUCAGCGGUCGCGCUGCCGCCGCAGCCGCCAAGAAGUAGGACGAAACCGAACGCUAGGAGACCAAAAUGCCGACACGCCCUACCAUAUGCCGCUUACCACUGCCGAACUUAGAGGUUUUUGAAUCGAUGACGCGAGAUGGGAAGACAACAGUUCGACAUUUAAACAGAUUUUUCUGUUCAACAGGAACCUUCGUGGCUUAUAUCUAUAAAGCCUAUACAUUGUCUAUAGGGAAUUUCUAUAGAGGGUCUGUAGUCGAUAGAAUAUGCAUGGACAGCGUAUGAACGUUUACUCUGACAUUUAGCCAAGUGUUGUCCAGUGUCUAUAGGUAAUACAUAGUAACAAAAAGACAACAUUUAAUUUUAUACAAAGCGUAACGUGUGUAUGAGGUCCUAUAUCACUACUACCUGUUUUCGCUGCACCGGAAAAGCAAUUUUAUUAGGACGCUGAAAAAUGUGCCCGAAUUUGGAUUAAGCCUAACACGAGGCUUAGCACGAGCCCUUAAAGUAGAUGCGCAGAGUGCACGAGCGUUAUGGAGGUGACGCGGCAUCCAUUGUUGUCGUCGUUGCUGCAGCUGUUGUCUUCCCGCUGGUCGUCGUCAGGUCCAGGGGUCCCGCCCUUGUGGAUAAACGAACCAGGUUACCUCUAAGAAUUCGCGACACUGCCACCAAACAAACCACGGCGUCGCCACCCCGGCGGCAUAAUCCUCUGAGCUUCUGUUCACGUCGUACGUCAUCAUUGAUCGCACUCUUGUCAAUGUUAUCGAUAGCCGAAGGAGAACUUUCAGAUAUCGCAUUCAACAUGCAAAAGAAUGCCAUGCUCAUAGGGCUUCUGCCAUCCGGGUGGCAGUUACCCGCGACUUCACGGCGACACUAGUCAGUGUCGACGGCGAUGUAGGCGGUAUACGCGUAUUAUACCAACACGCUCUGCUUUCGCUGGUUAAUUCCUUGUACAAUAUAGCGUGCGUACACUUAGUGUGAGCCACUUGAGACGCUUGGGAUGCCAGUAUUUCCAUUAGGCAUUCGUAACACCCCUCUCAUGUAUCAACUUUUGCUUGACUAAUUUGCUUUGCGUCAAGGUUACCGAGAAUUGUACAGUUCUGGUAACGAAAGUGAAGAAUACGUCGCACUGAUAAGUGCCUUUCAUUCUGAACCUGCGGCCUUUUUCAAAAGACCGUGUUUCUCUUACUUCUUCUGCAAGGCACACCAAGAGGUGCGUAUACAAGGUGGUAUUUCAGCAAGAGAUCGGCGCACGAUGCUCUUGAUCAAGGCAAAGUGUGCUCACAGAGUGCCAAGCAUUACAUGAAUUCAUUGACCAACGUCCGAGCCACGGCGCCCAUGCUUCUGCGGCAGUUUUUGUUCAGUCUUUGUCAGUAAUUUCGAUGCCACUCCGCGAGGGUGACGAAAUCUGUUACGUGGUGGGGCCCAUUAUAGGGUUUCCGCGCGGCGGCUCGCACUCCAGAGUCUAAGGAAUUAAGAAGGCCUGUCUCAAUAUCUCUAGCAUUUGAGCAGCGAAAGGUUUUCAGAACCUGACAACUGGUCUGGACAUGGAGCGCGGAGUGACUUCGCAAAUUCUGAGAAACACUGAAAGUCCUCCCGAUUGGGCUGCAGUGAACAGUCAUAGAUGCAUUGCUUCGCGAUCAGUACAGUUACAGGUUGUUGUAGCGGGCGUCUUGACUGUUUACGGGGUUCUAUGAAGAAAGCUAAACACCCAUCAACACGUCCGGUAUAAGCUUUCUGGGGUGACCACAAGUCUACUGACUCAACAGAAGCACAUCAUUUAGCCAUCUACUCUUUCACGGUAGUUUGUAAUGUCAGUAGAGACAAGGUGUACGUUUCUUUUUUUUUUUCAGCUUACGCCUUUGCGAAAUCCGCCGAAUGCUUGUCGCAACGUUGAUCACAUUGCAACAUAUUGUGUGACUUCGUCUCGGACUAAGGUCGAUGUUGUUUGUGAGCUGUUUGUGUCCCGUUUCGUAUACAAACACGCCUAAGGCUAGUUCUUUGUUUGUUGAAGUUUUCUUUUCUGGUGUGAGCGUUUGCUACCGUUCCCGAAGAAUAGCACUGAAGUCUAUUGGAUGUCGCCGGAUGGUGUCGGUGGUGCGUUUUACGAAACGCACUGCGCCGAAACUUGCAGCGCAUAACCCCUGUGCCACGUUAUAAAAGCAUAAUACCUGCUUCAGCUAUUCCGGUUGCGUCAUUCCGCUCCGAUAUGUUGUUUUAGUAUAUGUUUUGUGCGCUUGUGUGUGAGAUGAAUGCUAUGUGCCGACAGUAAUAUGAGCUGAACUCGUUUUUUCUUGCAUUAUGACUAUGCAGUCACUUGAUGUGCGAAUGGCGGGGUUGGUCUUUCGGUGCUGGAGUCUGUAGCCUAAAGUUACGUCAAAAUAUGUUGUCAGCUGACUAAACGGUUGUUAUGGUGAGGUUAUAUGUUCGAAGACUUUUAGUAUUUAACCCUUUUUUUUUUUCAAUCUACACAAUGCAAGAUCGUUGUCAUGCAUGCGUAAGCUUGAGAAAAAGGGAAGCAGAGGUUUCGUGGUAUGCUUGAGAAAUGCGAACGAAAACGUAUUAAAGAAAUGGUGGCACUGCACUCAUAGCAGACAGUUUCGCUAUUUCAAGAUCACCCGAGCAUUUCUGCUAACACCACUCUAACAUCGAAUGGGAAUGGUGUGCGGCAAAACCAUGUUAGAAAAAUUUUCCCGCACUCACUUUUGGGACCAUUGCAUGAACGUAAUGGCGUCACAUCGUGCUGCGCUAACCCCUGUCCUUGCUUUUUAUGCAGUAAAUGAACAUCUCGCUGGUUGAGAAUGCUUGGCUACGCAGUUUUCUCGGGCUGGGUGUCAACUCCUGUUUCGUUAUGUCCAAGAGGUUAUCUUGUCAAUGUCUUUAAGUGUUACGCGUGCAACUAACCCUACGAACGAAUGUUGUGUGCUGUCCGCUGUUGUCAGACUGUCGCUUGUACCUGUCGCGAGCACGCUCUGUAAUGUUCUGUUGCGUGUAUACAUGUUCUAACCGUUGUGUCACAAACAGUGUCGUUGUCAAGUUACACAAACGUUGGUCGGGCUUUGCAGUUGUACUUAGGCUAACAGCUUGUGUCAAAUCUCUAAUGUGUAACUUCGAAAAACCGAGCCCCUGACCGUCCCCCUCCUACGCUUCUCCCCAAGCCCCGUGUCUUCUCUUGCAUUAAUCUUUUUUUUAUAACUCACUUUGUUACAUGUUUGUUUCGUUUACUGUUUAGCCUAGUUUUCCCACGCAUUUUUUUUUUCAUAUCUUGUUACUGCUAAGCUGUUACGUUUCUUGUUUUGAGUUGCCUGAACCAUUUGUUCUCUUGUUUUUAUUUUUUUACUCUUCUGUACAGACCUCGAUGAAGGAAGCAAUAAAACACACGCACACGUGA
Molecule: messenger RNA, 4197 nt
Organism: Dermacentor silvarum
Lineage: Eukaryota; Metazoa; Arthropoda; Arachnida; Ixodida; Ixodidae
Product: U-scoloptoxin(01)-Cw1a
Exons: 5
Coding region: 354-848 (164 amino acids)
Cellular component (GO): extracellular region
Molecular function (GO): chitin binding
Source: RefSeq, a predicted model, not a curated record